GCCAUUUCCAGUUUGAAUCGAGGAAAUCGCGGUCGAAUGCGGUAAGGACAAAUAGAGACACUUGCCGCUAAAAAUAAUCCUGAGUGAUAAUGUUUGUCUCUGUGGGCUACCUGAUUAUUGCAGCGUAUCAGUGGUACCGAAACAGAGUCCGCCACUCAAUGGUCCACCGGUACAUCUCGUCGUCUCUCAGACUCGGAAGUGUGAUAGUUCAGAGGGUCAGCCCAUUAACUCAAGCAGUUGAUGUAAAACAAUCCCUUUGCAACUCAAAACUGGUGGAGAAGAUUGGGUAUUUGGGCGUGACAGAAUUGUUUAAUGAUGAUGAAAUAUCCAUCUCACAAACUGUGCCUAAGGUUCAGGUAAAUCUGGAUAAAUGGACGGCGUACUACAAAGACAUUGGCCAUGCUAAGCUGACUGCAGAGGAUCGCGAAGUUGUCGUUCUUUUAGAGUCUCUUCGACCCGCCGACGUGGAGACGUUUGCUGAGCAACAGAGUCAUGUUUCACUCAACAAAUCAUUCCAUAUUUUGGAUCAUGGUCAUCCAGUGGCUUGGAAUACAGGUCCUCCUUUUGGUAUCGUGAUGCAGUGCUCGGAAUCCGACUUCCUCACUCUGUGUUUAUCAUUCAUUGAUAAUGCCAUAAUAAUGGAAGAAGAUCUGCAAGUUAACAGAAUCAUCAGCAUUCAAACGAAAGGAAAGGCAGCAAACUUGGUCAAUUCUGACCUAAGGGAAGUAACGACAGUGGAGGAUGCUAGCAGUCAGUGGUCCAAUGAGUCAAUGGCUGACUCUGUCAGUCUGGCCAAUCACGAGGCGAUGGAAAUGUCCAGCCAAGACUGGGAGGGGGUGGAGGCAGAGAACGAGGUAGAUAUGAACAACUCCAACAUAGAGGACAUGGAUAUAGUUAUGGGCGAGAGCGGGUCCGGGGAGAUCAUGUUUGACCCCAAUGACUUCAGCAUGGUACCCCCAUCUGUUGACUCAAACGAGAAAUACUCCAAACCUCCGAACAUUGUGGUGUAUUGUGGGAAGAAAGAUGCAACUCGGAAGUUUGAGAGCUUGAAGCAGGUCUUGUAUCAAUGUGUACACAAUGACUGCUAUGUCAUCUACCAUCUGAAGCAUGAUGAAGUUCACACUGUGCCUUGGGCUGAAAACACAGCUCUACUGGUCCUGACCGAAGAAAAUCUGUAUGAUCAAAACGAUGACAUCAUUUGUCGGUAUUUUGAAAAGGGCGGCAGGCUGAUCAGUUUUGGGAGCAAUGUAGACGCGAACUUCGUACCCAGGAGAGAACUGUACAAGGGACCUGGGAUACGUAUUGUAAACUUUGAAGAGCACAAGAAUAUUGCGUUGUUGUGUGGGCGGUACUCUUACAUGAUGGACACCAACAGAUCGGAUAUCAAGGUUAAAGGAUUGGCAACCGACAACAAAGAACAAACAGUGGUGGUCGAGGUCUCUCAGAAUGUGGCAGAGCAAGCACCUGCCGGCAAAGCCAUUCUUUCUCAGGUCUUGUUGGAUCAGGAUCCGACGGACGUAGCCCUCAAUCAGGACGAAUUCAACCAGCUGAAGAAGUAUAACCCCACACGCUUCCAAAUUCUCACCCUCAUGUUAACCAGCAUGGGGAUCAGGUGUGAACAGGUCUCACAACCUGAACUCUCACCUUGCUUUCUCCUGACGAAUGACCAGGCGAACAAGGUGCGCUUUAUUAAUGGACUUGCAUCACGACUAAAAAGCGGAUUCCUGAAAUCCACCUCUGUUAGCCUCCAGUUUUUUCCACGUCUUAUGUCCGAGGUCACAGUUACGCCCUCAGUGCUUCCUGUGGUCACAGACAAGAUGGAGAACUUGAAAUACUUUAACAUUGAUGAAUACUGGGACAAUCUGACGACGACCAAGCUCGGAAAUGUCGUCCUGUACACCGAUGUUGUUCCGUCCACCAUGCCAUUGUUAGAUGGCCUGAUGUACUCUGAGCCUAAGUCUGUUGGUUUGAUAGCCAUUGCUGGUAGGCAAACCCAAGGACAAGGAAGGGGAGGUAACUCGUGGUUAAGCCCGGAAGGUUGUGCUAUGUUCUCCCUCCAUGUGAGAAUCGAGUUGGAAAAUUCUUUGGGGCGGGCCGUUUCUUACCUUCAACACAUCACCUCAUUGGCUGUGGUGGAGAGUGUCCGUACCUUACCAGGAUACGAGAAUGUUGACUUGCGAUUGAAGUGGCCCAAUGACAUUUACUACAGUGACAAGAUGAAGCUAGGUGGGGUCGUCGUCAAGUCUUCUUUGAUGGGAGGUGCCUGUGAUGCCAUAAUUGGUUGUGGUUUCAAUGUGAGUAACACUAACCCCACCAUCUGUAUCAAUGACAUCAUCAAGCAGUACAACAAGGAGCACAACACCUCUCUCCCAAUGCUGACCAAGGAAAAACUGCUGGCUCGAACUGUUAACUUGAUUGAAGAAUUUAUCAAAGAUUUCCAACUCAAUGGCCGCACAGGGUUUUGCAAGAAAUAUUAUCAGAGAUGGCUACAUGGAAACCAUCAAGUACAACUGGACACUGAGGGAGACCAAGUUUUCACUGUCCAGGGGGUGGAUGAGUAUGGAUACCUGGAGAUCAAAUCAAAAGAUGGGGGCAAAACCAUCAGUGUGCAGCCAGACGGAAACAGUUACGAUAUGAUGAGGAACUUGAUUCACAUGAAGACACACUGAGGGUCCGCUCCAGUCGGAGAUUUACCUGGAUACCUGUGCAGCAAAUCCAGCCCUAGAUAUACCUGUGUACCCGUGUAUUGAACAGGCUAGCUAGACUGUUUGUUAGCAGAUCAAGAGUGGAAAAUAGAUCCAUGAACAUCAUCAUCGUCAUACUCAUCACUAAAAGAUGUCUGUUAAUAGCGAUCUAGAGUGUAAAAUGACCCAUUAUCAUCCUCAUCAUUGUUUUCAUUGGUGGAAAAUAUCUUUUAGCAGAGUCAGUUGGUUAAUUUAUUCAAUAUCAUCAUCCUCAUUCUCACCAGCGGAAAUUGGCCAGGAUGUACAGGUUGAUCAUUUCACAGGAAAUUUUAUGUAAUUGUUAUUGGAAAACAUGAGGAAUAUGAACAAACAUUUCAUUUCCUUAAUCUUGAACAUAAAUGUUUAUACUAGUACAGUCAAACUUCGUCAUCUUGAACUGGAUGGGACUAUUUUAAAAUUUUGAGAUAUCCAAGUAUUCGAGAUAUUGAGGGUAAAAUACUUUUAAAAAAUAAGUGGUUGGGACUUACAAAUCACUUCGACAUAUACAUUGUAUUCGAGAUAUCAGUGUUCGAGAUAUCGAAGUUCAACUGUAUAGUAAUGAAUUUCAUAGCACAUUGGUCUGUCUAACUUUUUGGGAGUAAAUUUUACUGAAGAGUUGGUUUUCUCAAAAUUCACCAAAUUUCCAAGCCAUGACCUUAAAAAAAUUGCUCAGGAAUGUUUAUAUAUGUCUCAAGAGACUUAGAGAUCCCAUUACUUGUAACACCAAGCAUCCGUCAAUUUCUUUCAAAGUGCACCAAGUGUUUGUUUUUCUACAUAUAAAUUCUUGUGAUAACCUACACCUUGUCUACACCAUAUAGAUAGAGUAGUGACAAGUCAGAAAAUGGAAUCAUUUAAAGUAUUGUAGAAGUCGUGUAUUAUUUACAUUGUUAUAUGUUGUGCCAUAUUUCAUGUUUACACCUAUUUAUACGUCUAUAUAUGCUCAGAUUUUUUUCCAACGCAAACUCGUACAGCACACUGAUUUGCUAUGUCAUGUUGUUUAUUAAUUUUGUUAGUCUAGUAUUUCAUCCAUAGAUCCCUUGAAAUGCGUCAGGAUAUAAGAUCAUAGGAUUAUUAAUAUUGGUCUUCAUUAGAAAAAAAUAAAGAACUUUUUUUCCGAAAUGGAGAUUUUUUUUUAUUAUUAAUUUUCAAUUAGUAAAACUUCAAGUUUGAAAAGUAUCAAAAAAAUUCCCUCCCUCCUACCUGGGACUAAAAACCUUCAGGAAGUAAUUCUAAACAAACAUUUUUUAAAGGAUGGUCUUACUUUUUCCACCAUAUUUCUUUUCAGUUUGAAAUUAUGGAAAGCUGUUUUCUUUUAGCCACUUUACCAUCGAGGUGAAUAUCACAGAAGUUAAAUGAAUCCUAGUCCUAAAUUUCCCUUUUUCGCGAUUUUUAAAUCUAAUACUCUUUAUUUGACAUUAGUCAAUGUGAUGCUGAUAGAUAUUUUCUUGAUUUUUUUUGCCAGUGUAGCAUUUUAGCAUUUUGAAAGGGAAAUCUAGCAGAUAAAAAUCAAAAAUGCUUAAAAGCAUCAAUCUUCUAAAUGUAACUUACAAAAGUUUAUAACCAUCUCCAUUUUGAAUGUAACUUACAAAAGUUUAUAACCAUUUCCACUCAGAAUGUAUCUUACAAAUGCUUAAAAGCAUCUCUCUUCUAAUUGUAUCUACAAAGCCUCAAAGAUGGACAGUUUAUAUUUCGUGACCUUAAAGGUUAAGGUUAAAUGUUAAUGAGGACACUCAAAGGUCAGAAUUGAUUUUGACAGUCUUAUCACGUACACUUCAAUAUGACCACCUUUGAAGGCAGGUAAUGUGUAGAAAACUUGUUUUGUAACAUGUAUUAUGGCAGAUAAUGUGUAGAAAACGUGUUUUGUAACAUGCAUUAUUUUAUUGAAGUGAGCUCCCAAAGUUGAGAUGACAGUACAUGUACCACUGUCAAAGGAUAUAGUGUUAUCCAAGAAAAAAAAUAUAUUGUGAAGAAAUUUAUGAAACAGGUUGUUUUUCCAAGGAUUUUCUGUUUAAACAUUCAUUAGGAAGUUUUUGUUCCAAGUUAUCCAUAUAGUUUGAUUUACAUUGUUAUCGUUUUGCAUAUAUACAUGUAUUAUAGCUUUUAAAAAGUGAGAAGUUUUAUUGAACUGUAUAAUGACCCCGAGAUGAACACUGUCCCAUCAGAUUGCAAAAUCACCUUCCAGU
Messenger RNA from Magallana angulata, 4906 nucleotides. RefSeq names its product biotin--protein ligase-like. Gene Ontology annotation, biological process: protein modification process. The transcript has 13 exons. The record is from RefSeq and is a predicted model, not a curated record. Gene Ontology annotation, molecular function: biotin--[biotin carboxyl-carrier protein] ligase activity. The coding region runs from base 90 to 2669 and encodes 859 amino acids. NCBI's taxonomy places the organism in Eukaryota, Metazoa, Mollusca, Bivalvia, Ostreida, Ostreidae. Gene Ontology annotation, cellular component: cytoplasm.